Molecule: messenger RNA, 747 nt
Organism: Metarhizium brunneum ARSEF 3297
Lineage: Eukaryota; Fungi; Ascomycota; Sordariomycetes; Hypocreales; Clavicipitaceae
Source: RefSeq, a predicted model, not a curated record
AUGUCACCUAAAACGCUAAGCGUCCUCUGCUUCGGCGACUCCCUCACCUCGGGCUACUACGCCAUGGGUCUCGAGUCCCAUCCAUACUCCAUUGCCUUUGCCGCCAAAGUCCAGGAAGCCCUGCCAGACACCAAGCUUCACGUCUACACCAACGGCAGACCAGGCGACGUUGCUUCCUUCCAGCCAUUUCGCCAGAGACUACAAGCAGAAUGUGAUAAGCGGCAUCACGACUGGGUAAUCAUCCUAGGAGGCACAAACGAUCUGGCUUACAUGGUUCCCCCAGAGGAAAUGUACAAGUCUUUCCAGGCCAACUGGGACAUAGCCCUCGCAAAAGGCAGCAAGGUCCUUGCAUUGACCAUCCCCGAAUCCCGGUCCAAGCCUGCGUGGGUAAUACAGAAUAGAUCAGAGAUUAACUCUUCGAUUCUGGCCCACGAGGCGUUUAAUUACCAUGCUUUCGAUCUCCAUGCCAAACUGCCGUACCACUCUCUAUCAGCAGAAGAUAGGCAAAAGUACUGGGACGACGGCCUGCACCUGACAGACCAAGGCUACGAGUGGAUGGGCGGACACAUUGCCGACGGCUUCUUGGCGGCACUCUCCUCGACGAAUGGUGUCAAACCAUCGCCGGCGCCUAACAGCUCUAAACGGCCUUCCAGAACAAACGACAGCACCGUGUUUGAGGAAGAGACUGGCAACCCUGGGAAACUAAGCGAGGGAUACGUGGUGGUGCGAAAGAAGGAUUUGUGGUAA